AUGGGUAACUUACCAGCUGCUCGUGUCAGAGUCUCCCGGCCAUUUACGCAUACCGGUGUAGACUAUGCCGGACCGAUUGAAGUUAAGGCCUGGAAAGGACGCGGAGGCAAAGUAUAUAAGGGAUAUUUUGCGAUAUUCGUUUGUUUAUCCACCAAGGCAAUUCACUUGGAAGCCGUGAGUGAUAUGACCACGCAGGCAUUUCUGGCAGCAUUCAGGAGGUUUACUGCACGUCGAAAUGUGUGCACUGAAAUAUACUGCGACUGCGGAAAAAACUUUGUAGGUGCCAAUACUGAACUCCAAAAGAUGAUGAAGGCUGCAGAAAUAAACUGGCAGCAUAUCUCAACAACCAUAACUAACGUAGGAACCAAAUGGAACUUCAUUCCUCCCGCUUCUCCCCAUUUCGGUGGAUUAUGGGAAGCCGGAGUGAAGUCCGUAAAGUUUCAUUUGAAACGGGUUGUCAAAAAUGAAUCCCUGACAUUCGAGGAGCUCAGCACGCUUCUCAGCGAAAUAGAAGCGUGUUUAAACUCGAGACCUCUUUGUCCAGUCUCCGACAACAUUGACGACUUCGAAAUUCUAGCGCCUGCACACUUCCUGUUUGGAACAUCGGCCCAUCUAAUACCAGAAGCGGACUUGGCAGAAAAGAUUUCCAACCUUGAUAGGUGGAAUAAAAUCUAA
Messenger RNA from Episyrphus balteatus (marmalade hoverfly), 675 nucleotides. RefSeq lists its product as uncharacterized. Lineage: Eukaryota; Metazoa; Arthropoda; Insecta; Diptera; Syrphidae. The record is from RefSeq and is a predicted model, not a curated record. The coding region runs from base 1 to 675 and encodes 224 amino acids. Gene Ontology annotation, molecular function: nucleic acid binding. The transcript has a single exon. Gene Ontology annotation, biological process: DNA integration.